This is a messenger RNA of Seriola aureovittata, 8650 nucleotides long. Its product is annotated as A disintegrin and metalloproteinase with thrombospondin motifs 9-like. The transcript is spliced from 40 exons. The coding region runs from base 214 to 6042 and encodes 1942 amino acids. Gene Ontology annotation, cellular component: extracellular matrix. Gene Ontology annotation, biological process: extracellular matrix organization; proteolysis. Gene Ontology annotation, molecular function: zinc ion binding; metalloendopeptidase activity. The record is from RefSeq and is a predicted model, not a curated record. Lineage: Eukaryota; Metazoa; Chordata; Actinopteri; Carangiformes; Carangidae.
UUUGAGCAGCAGUAUGCAUGUUCGCCAGGGACUCCGCGAAGCGCUCAUGUCCCAGCAGUGUACCUCACCGCCCAGAGACCAUCUACUCAAGAGUCGAGGAUAAUAAAAUUGGAUGAGGCAGGCGGACCGGAGGCGGAAAGCCCGGAGUGACCGGAGGAAUACAGUAUUACUACAGGACUGCAGGCUGCCGCACUCCUCUGAACGUGGACAAUCAUGCAUGUGCUCUUCUGGGGCUUGGGGUUCCUACUAUUCCCUGAUUUCUUGAAUGUAGUCGCAUCUACAGGGAGAUUGCUUCUGAAUUCAAGCACAGUAAAAGAGGAGAUCGGCGCUUAUGAGAUUGUAACACCGGUGCGAGUGAAUGAAGCCGGUGACAAGUUUCCAACCAGUGUGCACUUCAAGAGGAAAAGACGAAGUUUGGACGAGAGCACCGGCAACACUACGGAUCACUGGGCCUCGCCAAAUAUCCACUACAGGAUAUCUGCUUUCGGACAGAACUAUCACCUCAACCUCACGCUGGAUUCGGGAUUUAUCGCACCUUUCUACACUGUGACAAUACUUGGAGUACCCCGAGGAGAUAACAUAACGGAUUUUGCAACAGAUGGGGCGGUGGAGGAGGAGGAGGAGGAGGACACGGAGUUAAGGCACUGCUUCUAUAAAGGACAUGUAAAUGCACAAGCAGAACACGCCGCGGUCAUCAGUUUGUGCUCCGGACUGCUUGGCACUUUCAGGUCUCCAGAAGGGGAGUAUUUUGUGGAGCCCCUACAUAGCUAUCAAGGAGAACACUAUGAAGAGGAACACACAAAACCUCAUAUUGUUUACAGGAAGAGUGAACCCAAGAAACAAUCAUCUGGGGAGAACUCAGCUUGUGACACUUCAGGACACAAACAGAGACAUAAGAGGCACAAGCUGAAGAGAAGGCCAGCAGCUGGGGUGACCACUGUGUCCAAUACAGCCCCUGUGGUCAGUGCUGGUAUAUUCAGUGACGUGGAGUCAUUGAGUUCUGGCCUUGCCAGCAAUGUUUUACUCAGAUCAGAGAGCAGCAGUGCUAGCGCUAGACCAUCAAAUGAUAGCAGUGGUGACUCAGGACCUCACAGGAGAUCAAAACGCUUCCUCUCCUACCCGCGCUUUGUUGAAGUCAUGCUGGUGGCCGACAGCAAAAUGGUGGAGCAUCAUGGCAGCAAUCUACAGCACUACAUACUCACAUUAAUGUCCAUAGUGUCUUCCAUAUACAAGGACCCCAGCAUUGGCAACCUGAUUAACAUUGUGAUUGUGAAGUUAGUCAUAAUAAACAACGAGCUGGAUGGUCCAGUCAUUUCAUUUAAUGCACAGACCACUUUAAAGAACUUCUGCAUUUGGCAGCAGAGUCAGAACAUCCUGGAUGAUAACCACCAUUCCCAUCACGACACUGCAAUCCUCAUCACCAGGCAGGACAUCUGCAGAGCAAGGGAUAAGUGUGACACCUUAGGACUUGCAGAGUUGGGCACGGUGUGUGAUCCAUACAGGAGCUGCAGCAUCAGUGAGGACAAUGGACUCAGCACUGCGUUCACUAUUGCCCAUGAACUUGGCCAUGUGUUCAACAUGCCUCAUGAUGACAGUAACAAGUGUAAGGAGGAUGGCGUUAAGAUUCAGCAACACGUGAUGGCUCCCACACUUAACUACAACACAAACCCUUGGAUGUGGUCCAAGUGUAGCAGGAAGUACAUCACAGAGUUCCUCGACACAGGAUAUGGUGAAUGCUUGCUCGACGAGCCAGUUUCUAGGCCAUACAGUCUCUCGCAGCAGCUGCCUGGACGGAUAUACAAUGUCAAUAAACAGUGUGAAUUGAUAUUUGGGCCGGGAACACAGGUGUGCCCUUAUAUGACUCAGUGUCGGAGGCUGUGGUGCACCAGUCCAGAGGGUGCCCAGCAGGGUUGCAGGACCCAGCACAUGCCAUGGGCAGAUGGCACUGACUGCUCCCCAGGAAAGCACUGCAAACAUGGCCUGUGUAUAGCCAAAGAGCAUGAUGCCACACCUGUGGAGGGGGCAUGGGGAGUCUGGAGCCCUUUUGGUACCUGUUCGCGGACAUGCGGUGGGGGCAUCAAGAUCGCUGUGCGCGAAUGCAACCGACCCGUGCCCAGGAAUGGAGGAAUGUAUUGUGUUGGUCGCCGGAUGAAGUUUCGUUCCUGUAACUCUGAGCCCUGCUCCAAGCAGAAGAAGGACUUCAGGGAGGAGCAGUGUGCUGCUUUUGAUGGCAGGCACUUCAACAUCAACGGUCUACCUCCUAAUGUUCGCUGGGUGCCCAAGUACAGCGGAAUCUUGAUGAAAGACAGGUGUAAGCUGUUCUGCAGGGUGGCAGGCAGCACGGCCUACUAUCAGCUCAGGGACAGGGUCAUUGAUGGCACGCCGUGUGGACCUGAUACCAACGACAUCUGUGUCCAGGGCCUGUGCAGGCAAGCGGGCUGUGACCAUGUAUUAAACUCUAAAGCCAGGAGAGACAAAUGUGGCGUGUGCGGAGGUGACAAUUCUUCCUGCAAAACUGUGGCAGGCACCUUCAACAUUGUCCGCUAUGGCUAUAAUGAAGUAGUGCGAAUACCCAGUGGUGCUACAAAUAUAGAUGUGCGUCAACACAGCUACUCAGGGAAACCGGAGGAUGACAACUACCUCGCCAUAUCAAAUAGCCGUGGAGAGUUCCUGCUUAAUGGAGAGUUUGUGGUCAGCAUGUUCAAAAGGGAAAUCAAAGUAGGAAAUGCCGUCAUCGAGUACAGUGGCUCUGACCAUGUCAUUGAGAGGAUCAACUGUACUGACCGUAUCGAAGAGGAGAUCAUUGUCCAGGUGCUAUCUGUGGGGAACCUUUACAACCCAGAUGUCAGGUACUCCUUCAAUAUCCCUAUAGAGGACAAACCUCAGCAGUUCUUCUGGGAUGCCUAUGGGCCCUGGCAGGAGUGCAGCCGUCUGUGCCAAGGAGAGCGAAAGCGUAAAAUUCUCUGUAGCAGAGAGUCGGACAGGGUGGUGGUGUCAGACCAGAGGUGUCAUGGCACAGCCAGACCUGCUGUGAUCACUGAGCCCUGCAACACUGAAUGUGAACUCAGGUGGCACGUGGCCCGUAAGAGUGAGUGCACAGCUCAGUGCGGUCUGGGGUAUCGUACCCUGGAAAUAUACUGUGCCAAAAUCAGUCGUGCAGAUGGCAAGACCCAGAAGGUUGAUGACCGCUACUGUAGUGGUCAGCGCAAACCUGAUGACAAGGAAGGUUGCCAUGGAGACUGUAACCCAGGUGGCUGGGAGUACUCUCCUUGGUCAGAGUGCUCCAAGAGCUGUGGUGGGGGCACCCGCCGUCGAGGGGCAGUGUGUCGAAAGGCAGCUGAGACUGGCGGUGAUGAGAGCAAAUGCAGUCAAAGGGACAAGCUGACCGUCCAACCCUGCAAUGAAUUCCUCUGUCCACAAUGGAAGACUGGUGACUGGUCUGAGUGCCUCGUGACUUGUGGGAAAGGCUACAAGCACCGUCAGACCUGGUGUCAGUUUGGUGAGGACCAUCUAGACGAUCACUUUUGUGGCUCAUCUAAACCUGAGUCUGUGCAGACGUGCCAGCAGCAGGAGUGUGCCUCUUGGCAGGUCGGACCCUGGGGACAGUGCACUACCUCGUGUGGGCCAGGCUACCAGAUGCGAGCGGUGAAGUGUGUGGUUGGCUCUUAUGGUGCUGUCAUGGAUGACACCGAAUGUAACGCUGCCACCCGACCCACCGACACCCAGGACUGUGAACUGGCUCAGUGUCCCAGCAGCCACCCUGUUCCCCCAGGAACCAAAGUCCCCUCCCACCAGGGCCACAAAACCCAGUGGCGGUUUGGUUCCUGGACCCAGUGUACUGCCAGCUGCGGCAAAGGGACACGGAUGCGCUAUGUGAGUUGCCGUGACAACCAGGGUGGUGUAGCGGAGGAGUCAGCGUGCGCCCACCUACCAAAGCCCCCUGCCAGAGAAGUGUGCUCAGCAGUGGCCUGUGGACAAUGGAAAGUGCUGGAAUGGACAGUGUGCUCAGUUACCUGUGGCCAGGGGAAGACGACACGGCAGGUACUGUGCGUCAUCAGUGACCAAGAAGUGAAUGCUAGUGAGUGUGACCCAGACGAUCGUCCUACCACAGAGCAGGACUGUGCUAUGUCUCAAUGCCCGUCCCGCUCCAGUGAGUCCCGACCUUUGCCGUCCUCACCAAACGCCAGCGCCAGGAACAACCUGCCCCGUAGCCAAUCACACCAAUGGCGGACUGGACCCUGGGGCGCGUGCUCCAGCACAUGUGCAGGAGGUUUCCAGCGGCGUGUAGUAGUGUGCCAGGAUGAGAACGGCUACCCUGCCAACAGCUGUGAGGAUCGCAGCCGGCCCAAUGAGCAACGAUCCUGUGAGUCAGGGCCAUGUCCACAGUGGAUCUAUGGCAACUGGGGCGAGUGCACCAAGCCAUGUGGAGGUGGGAUAAAGACGAGGUUGGUGGUGUGUCAGCGUCCAAACGGCGAGCGUUUCAAUGAUCUGAGCUGCGAGAUCCAUGACAAGCCACCAGAUCGUGAGCAGUGCAAUACUCAGCCAUGCCCGUCUAGUCCCCACUGGAGCACAGACCCAUGGAGCUCGUGCUCGGCCUCCUGUGGAAGAGGGUUCAAGUCCCGUAAGGUGAACUGUGUGACCGGGUCAGGCCGUCCGGUCCCGGAGGAUAACUGCCAGCACCUGUCCCCCAAACCCAGCAAGCAGAGGCGCUGCCGAGGUGUACGAUGCCCCAAGUGGAAGACUGGCAACUGGGGAGAGUGUUCAGCUUCAUGUGGCGACGGCGUCCAGCAACGGGAGGUGUUCUGCCAGGUUGGAGACCGACGGAGCUCGCUGGAGACCGGCUGCUCCCAGCGCUCGAGACCGGCGUCCAGCCAAAGCUGCCGUGUCGCUGACUGUCCCUCCCGGUACCGGUGGAAAGAAGGAGACUGGCAGACGUGUAGUAAGUCAUGUGGAUCGGGCCACAGACGACGAGCCUUACAGUGUGUGGACCACAAUCAGCAGGAGGUCCAUGAGAUGUACUGUGUGAAUCAGAUCAGACCUCCAGACAUAGAGAGCUGCAACACCCACACCUGUGAAUUCAUCUGGAUCACAGGGGAAUGGACUGAGUGCUCAGCCAGCUGUGGCCAGGGCUACCGCCAGCGUCUGAUCUCUUGCAGCGAGGUGCAUGUGGAGAAUGACAACUAUGAGUACGGCCAUCAGUCUUUGUCUAACUGCCCCGGCACCCCUCCUGAGAGCUACAUGCCUUGUAAUCUGGACCCGUGCCCGGUGCCACAGGAGUGGAGGGUUGGAAUCUGGGGACCGUGUUCAGCGAGCUGUGAUGACGGAGUAAUGGAGAGGUCGGUGCAGUGUGUGUCAGCAGAUGGCCAAGAAACCAGUAGGUGUUCUCUCGACGCCAAGCCAGAAGCCAGAGAAGUCUGCAGAAAUCCAAGCUGCCAUUUGCCUUCCAGCUGUCAGGAGGUCCAGAGCACGAAUGGCCCCCUCUCAGACAGCGAACACAUCCUCAAUAUUCAGGGAAAAGCACUCACGGUCUACUGUGCAGGAAUGCAAACAGAGAGUCCAAAGGAGUACAUCACCUUGAUGAUGGGAGAAGGGGAGAAUUUUUCUGAGAUCUUUGGCUUCAGGCUAAAUGACCCCACCCAGUGCCCAGCCAAUGGCUCCAGAAAAGAAGACUGUGACUGUCGGAGAGACUACACUACUGCUGGCAUCACCACCUUCUCCAAAGUCCGUCUGGACAUCAGCAAGAUGAACAUCAUCACUACAGACUGGGAGUUUGCUUUCACUCGUGAAGGCAAAAGCGUUCCAUUCGCCACAGCUGGAGACUGCUACAGCGCCGCCAAUUGUCCACAGGGCCGGUUCAGGAUCAACCUCUCAGGAACAGGUCUCAAGGUGGCUGAGGACACCUCGUGGAUCUCUCAGGGCAACUAUGCAGUGGCUGAUGUACGAAAAUCACAGGAUGGUAGCAGAGUGUCAGGAAUAUGCGGGGGCUACUGUGGUAAAUGUACUCCGUCCUCUGGCUCCAGUCUGUCUGUAACACUGGAAUAGACCUGAUACCAUCCAACAGAUUUCCAAUCAUCUCGGCAGCCUUCUCCAGGUGCUCAUCGUGUCCACUCAUCCCUCCUCUUUGGUGCUGCAGCCAAACAGCUCAAAUCCAUCCUUCACAUGACCUCUUUUACUCCCGUGUGUGUAUAAUGUAAAUUAAGCUGGUGUAAGUACUGUACAUAUCAGGGUAAAAAUGUCUUAUUUAUUGUACUCUCCAUUUAUUUUUGUAUUAUAAUGUAAUUUAACUGUUUUGUUGUCAAUAGCGAACACCGCACAGUUGCCAUUUAUCAGAUUUUUUUUUUUUUUGCCAGAAAGUGCCUUCCAUUUUGGAUAUUUGCCAUUUAUUCUGUUGUUACACCACAGUGCGUGUGUUACAGCCGUAUGUUCCUUCUUGAAACCGGUUCCGUAAAUUGUGUUUAAUCCAGCAGUGUUAUAGCUUUGAUGGCCGGCAGUCUUAUUGUUCAUAUGCAGUGAGGUGUCUCCAAUCAGUGGGUCCUUUUUUUUAUUUUUAAUCAUCACUUCAGGCAAGACUUCUGUACUACUUCCUGUACUACACUGUGUUCUAUUAAGCAGCUCUUUUAAAAUACUUUUUUGCAUUCAGUGAAGUGCUAUUUUUUAUUACUUUGAAUGUAUAAUUAGUCAUACGAUACCAAUCCAGAGAUCCUUGCAGUCACAAGUGGGCUUUCAUAAGCUCUGGGCAACUGUUGCUGUUAAUUCAUCCAGCCUUUCAAUCCAGCUGUGGAAUUCAGCUCCUACAGUGACCAGUGCCACGUGAACACUUCUAAUGUCAGUUUACUUCUGAGGUGAUGUAUUUGUAGCCGAUCACAGUGAAAAACCCAAUGUGUUUUAUGCAGGCUGCUCCAUCUGCAUCUCUCCAGCUGCUAACUGCAGCUGCAGAUCCUCGUCCAGCUGGAUGGGAGAGGAGAGAGUGCAGGCUUGUGAACCGUCGUACAUGCUCAUUAACUGCGGUGUACUAGGGUCAGCUGCCACAAAAACACACACUGCAGGAAAAAGCCAGGUGUUGCCUCCAUGGCAACCACACCUGCAUUGGUAUAUACCCAUAUUGAUACUGUAAUUUGAAGUACUUUCAUUUAAGUUAGUAGAAAUUAUAAGGUGAAAUAGUUUUGGCACUCUGAACAGUAUUUUCGGUAAAAUUUGAUGCACAUAUCAGCAUCGUAUCAGUCUAAAUAUGUUUAUGCCAAGACUGGGUUGUGGGUUUGGAAUUUACAGCCCAGAUUUAAGGAGGAAGUUUACCCAUACACAAAAUUACUGAGGCACAACAAACAAAUACACACACACACACACACACACACACACACACACACACACACACACACACACACGCGCACACACACACACACACAUCACUGGCUCACAGGGAGAAGGUUGUAGGUUACAGGAACCGGAGAGAUUAUGCUGCCAGACAUCUGAGAGACCCAAAUUCCUCUGUAUAUCUCUCAGGUAGUGUGCAGUGACCAGGGAGAGCCAUUAGCCUUUUAGCUUUUACCGAGCAGACAGGUUAUCUUAUCUGGACCAACUUGAAAGAAUUCGGAAAACAGAGACUUCACCUCAGGCCAGUAAAAUUCCAGCAGAUACUCUGGAGAUAUAAUGCACUGGUCCGGCCCUGGAGACACCUCUCAAGCUGCUGAGCUCAGAGCCCCCGCAGCGUGGUUUCUGUCCAGAUGCUGCCCGUAACCCCUGCCUCUUGUACCUCACGUUCUUCUCUUCAUCGUUGUUUUUAAGAGUCUGUCCAAACUGUACAUAAUAAUAUUCUUGUUCUUUGUGACAAUAUCAGGGUACUUUUUAUUUUGUGUAAAUGUAUGAUUUUGCAUCUCUUUAACCACUGUUACGCAGUUUUGUGAGUUGUUUUUUAUCUUGUUUUUUUUUUUAAAGAAACGUGAAGAAUGGAGAAAUACUAGAUGCAAGACAAAAUUAUUCUUUACAUUUGUUAAGCCUUUAGGAGCACAGUCAGUAUUUAGGGUACAUACUAUAUGUACAACUGAUUAAGAACCCAUGUUUGCUUUUAUAAGCUGUUUUGUAUGGUGCUAUUUCAGCGCUUUAUGUGAUGAUGUGCAGACUUCAGCCAAAGGGAAAAUCACACAGUUUUAAUCUGCAACUAAACAAGUAUGAAAAGAUUUCUAAAAGCAUGGGGAAGAAAACAUUUUGUGUCUUACUGAUGGACACAAAUGAAAAAUGCACUUCACUCAUUGUGAAUGUCAGAAUAUAGUUCAGUCCACAGUGUUCUCAGGUGUCACACAGCAAGUGAAGGGAUUAUUAUGAUAUUUAAGUGUAUUGAUCUUAUUUUACAUAUUUGCCACAUGUUAAUCAGGUAACUGACCAUGUAUUAUUGAAGUUUAUCUUUGUGAAGUGUCUUUACAUAUGCUUUAUUUUAUAUGCAAUAUUUAUUUAACAUAGGCUUUGACCAUAAAAGACUAUGAAUUUCCAUGCAGUAUUGCCAUAAAAUGAACCGUCUGGUGACACAUUUCCUGUUUUGUGAAUACAUUUAUUUAUAUCUAUGUCAAAUCUGCAGAAAUUGUAUAAGCAGAUUUUGGUGCUGCCAUAUGAAAUGCAUGAUGUAUGUAUGAGAUCUGAUAAGAAUCUGAUAAUAAAA